Scylla paramamosain (green mud crab) is the source of this 683-nucleotide messenger RNA. Its product is annotated as E3 ubiquitin-protein ligase RNF181-like. Bases 150 to 611 code for a protein of 153 amino acids. The record is from RefSeq and is a predicted model, not a curated record. The transcript has 5 exons. Gene Ontology annotation, biological process: protein ubiquitination. Gene Ontology annotation, molecular function: ubiquitin protein ligase activity. NCBI's taxonomy places the organism in Eukaryota, Metazoa, Arthropoda, Malacostraca, Decapoda, Portunidae. Gene Ontology annotation, cellular component: cytoplasm.
GAAAUAAACCAAAUCUUGCACCAUCUUUUACUUAAGAAUCAGCUGAUCAGACUGGCCCUUUAAAAAAUCCAAAAUAUCGCCUGUUUUCAUCUAUCUGGGCUUCUUACAAUCAACUUAACAGGACAAGACAGGACAAGACAAGAACAAAAAUGGCAUCCUAUUUUGAUGAGCACAACUGUCAGCCUCUCGGUCCAGGCCAGACACCAGACCACUUCCUGCACCUGGCACGCCUCCUCCUGCACACGGGAUACUGGCAGGACCUUCAGCUGGAGUUCUCGCACCUGUCGGGAUUGGGAGAGAGGCCGCCCCCACCUGCCUCCAAGGAUGUGGUGGAAAACUUACCCACAGUCACAGGGCACAAGAAGGGAACCCAGUGUGCCAUAUGCCUGAAGGAGUGGCUGCAGGAGGAGGAAGGGAGACAACUGCCCUGUUCUCACACCUUCCACUCAACCUGCAUUCUCCCCUGGCUGGCCAACACUAACUCCUGCCCAAUGUGUCGCCAUGAGCUGCCCACAGAUGAUGAGGAUUAUGAGGAGAUGAGACGACAAAAGAAACGAGCUAAGGACAGGGAAGCAGAUCUUGAGGUUCUUCACAACUCUAUGUUCUCUUAGCAAACCAGAGAGAGAGAGAGAGAGAGAGAGAGAGAGAGAGAGAGAGCAUAUAAAUAAAAUCGAUUUUUGUGU